AUGGCUGCAAUCGAGACGAAUGAAGGCGCUGUUGACACCUGGAGCGGCAUAUUAACGGACGCGGUGGCAAGAUGUGGACGCGAUAGCGAGCGAAAACUCUACUUGUACGGUAUCAGCUCCAAUCGCUGCGCCAAGUGCCACGGAAGACUCGAACCUAGUAACGACACGUGUGCUAGCUGCAAUUAUACGCACAAGACGCCACGCAAAUGUACACGCUGUAGUCAGAAGAACAACCCCGUCAUGUGGUGCGAAGCAUGUGAUGCUUACUUCUGUGAGCUAUGUCACGCAAAGCCACAUGUGCUGAUGCUGGGGAGCACCAAACCGCAUCGAUGUUUCCCUAUUGACGAUGCGAGUGGAAAGUAUUUUGUGGAAGCUGCGUGGUCCAAGGAUUUUAUGGCGAUGCUUGAGGCGAACUAUCGACUUCGUCUUGACGAAAAGGCGCAAGCGGAUAAGGGGGCGGAUAAAGAGCCAACGCAGGCUACUGGGCAACUGGAAGCACCAGCCGUUGAUAAAGUUGUAGAGUCCACAGCAACAACCACGACCUUGUUAAAGCAGCCACUGCAUUCUGCAGAAGGUUCAUCCUCUCCUGCUGCGGUAAAUGCUGCUGCUGAAGCUUCGUCAGCUUCUGCGCCAGUCGAACCGCCUUUGUCGAGCUCGAGACCAAACACUGAAGAGCUGUCGCGGAAGCGGCAACUGUUAGACGCAGAUGAUACGUGCGACAGGCUUCAAAAAUCGAAUCGCGUCGACAAAUUCUCACAUUCUGGUGGACAAGCUACUGCAUCACCAACAGCAACAGAGACACCAGCAAUAAUCGACGGAAUGACCCUGUAUGAUCGCGUAAAAGAAAUGCACGAUAACCGAGUGAGAGCUGCGCAAUCUAAUGCACCACAAGCUCGAUCACCAAAAACGGGAUUUAAUCGGCGCCUUUCUCAAACGGAAAACGCAAACGAGAGCAAGAUGAGCAAGAAAAACGAGGACCCGAUCAUGUGCUGCAGCAGCGGCAAACGAGAGCAAGAUGAGCAAGAAAAGCGGGGACCCGAUCAUGUGUUGCAGCAGCGGGAACAGCACCGGUUGCCCGACCAGGAGCAAGCGGAACAGUCAAGAAUGGAACAAAAGCGCCUGGACCACUUAGAACGUCUUAGGGCUCAAAAGCAGCAGGAGGAAGAGCGACUGAAAAAAGAGCAAGAGAAGAAACGAUUGCAAGCAGAACGGAGUCAACAAGCGGAGCAACAACGGCAAGCAAGCCAGCGUUGGCAAGAAAAACGCAAUCAAGAUAUGCUACGGCAGCAGGAAAAGCUUCAGGAACGGAAGCAGCAAUUGAUGAAAGAACGGAUGCGACAAGAGCAGGUUAUGCGUCAGCAGGAUGAGGCUCGAUCACUGAUGCCCGAAGGUAAUCAAUUCGUUAGCCAUGCUCAAUAUGUGCUACAUGCCCAGCCAGUUUAUGCCUCCAUGGCGUCAUCGAGUAUUUCUGCACCGAUGGCAGUUGUCUCCAUGGCUUCGCCGAACAUUUCUACUCUGAUGUCAACACACAACUGCUUUACACAAGUGCCGUCUCCAGUUAGCGUUUCUCCUCACGCCCCACGCUUCGAACCGGCUGUUUUAUCUUCCCAGAACUAUUCGGUUCUAUCAAAUCCUGGUGUAUCCGCAGCGUUUUCACCUAUGCGAAAUGAUCACGUUUACCAGGAGCACACAGCAGUACCAGUGUCAAGGUUCGAGACGGUUUCACAGGACCACGAUGGGAAGCGCCAUCUUGUCAUAAGGGCCCCUAAUGUCCAGCAAGGGCAGCAGCAGACGCAUUUCCCCGACGUAAUGGUUCCGCAACGAAUUGCAGCAGGAACAGAAGGAGGCUUUAAUCCUAGUAAAUCUGGCGAAGAUGACGAGCUACGUGCAAUCUGGGUGAGUGAUUACGACAAUGUGAAUGCGUUGGUCAUGCAACUGAAUAUGGAGAUCACGAAGCGAACGGAAGAAGGCCACUCAUUCGUGCACAUGUCAAACAACAUUACAAUCCCAGAGCAGCUACAGCUGCAGCUCACCAACCUUCGUGCUCAGCGAGACGCAGCAACAAAGAAGCGGUUCAAAUCACUGGCUCGUGUGUUAAUCUUUUCCAACGCGGUGCGUUUGUUCGCGCAACAAAACGAGCACAGCAACAUUUGGAGCGACGUCCCGGAGGUGCUGAAGGUAUCGCACAAAAAUUGUGCAGCGCUAGCCAUCGAGAUUCGCGAGUCUGACCGGCAAGCGCAAAAGUUGCGUGAAGGGAUUGACAAGGCUGUAUCCAGUGGGGAUCCAGUACAGAUGCAGAACGUUGCACGUUUGGGUGCUCAUAUCGCCGACUUAGAGGGGAAGAUCCGUACCUUGAGUGGUGAGCGCGACAAGCAGUUCACCUUCAUGUUCCAGUUCAGCAGCGCACUUCGAAACAUGGUACGCGCUGAGUGGGCAGCUACAGGAAGAGACUAUCAGACGCAAUUAAACUAA
Messenger RNA from Peronospora farinosa, 2472 nucleotides. NCBI's taxonomy places the organism in Eukaryota, Oomycota, Peronosporomycetes, Peronosporales, Peronosporaceae. The record is from the annotation of a GenBank genome assembly.